CCACAUCCGAACAGAUCUACAAAAGUGGACGAAAACAUGGUUUUGCAGUACGGCCAAUUGUUACCUUUAACAAAAAGCGUUAUGAAAGCCAUGGCAAAACAAUGGAAAGGGCACUGGAACAGAUUGAACAACAAGGCCCACUUAUCAAUGCAUGGAACACUUUUGCACCUGAGGUUGAAGUAGAUCGUUUGGAGUGUGUGGCCCAACGACAAUCCAGACAUGACACUGACGAAAAUGAAAUGGACAUUGUUCCAGACUACCAAGUCAGUGGUAGCAGCAGUGGAACCAUGCCAGCAAUCAUAGCACCAAAGCUGAGCCCAGACUUUGUCAGAAAAAUGUACCAAAGUCUGAAUGAAACCCAAGCAUCCAUAUUCUACGCAGUGCGUGAGUGGUGUUUCAAACUUGUGUGGGGUCACUGUCCUGAGCAGUUCUUUUAUUUUGUCUCUGGAGGAGCUGGCUGUGGAAAAUCACAUGUUAUCAAGUGCAUAUAUGAGGAGGCAACAAAGAUUUUGAACCAACUCCCCAGAUUCCGUGACCAAGCAGACAUGUCCUACCCUGCAGUACUGCUGACUGCAUUUACUGGCACUGCAGCUUUUAACAUAUCUGGGAAAACACUGCACUCUCUGCUAAAGCUGCCAAAAUCUUUAAAACCGCCGUAUCAGGGACUGGGGAAUGCACUGGAUGAAGUGAGAGCUUCACUUUCAAAUGCAGAGAUUCUGGUCAUUGAUAUCUAUGGUUUCUAAAGACCUUUUUGCCUACAUCCACUGGAGACUUCAGCAGAUCAAAGGAAACAAGAAGCCUUUUGGUGGGAUGUCUAUCCUUGCAGUAGGAGACCUUUACCAGCUGCCACCCCUUGGAAAAGCCAAACCACUCUGUGUGUACGAGGACAAUGUCCUUGAUCUCUGGAAAGACUAUUUCCACAUGGUCAACCUGACAGAAAUCAUGCGACAGAAAGAUGAUCAUUCUUUUGCUGAAGUUCUGAACAGGAUAAGAGUGAAGCAAAAAACAGAUUCUCUUGAAGCCAAUGACAAAGCCUUGAUCACACAGGCUAUCCAUGACAUAAAAGACUGUCCAUCUAAUGUAUUACACAUUUAUGCUACAAACAAAGAGGUCGACAAACACAAUUCAGCAACUGUAACUGCUCUUCAUUCUGAUAUCAUAAAUAUUCAGGCCGAAGACUACAGAAAAGACCCACGAACGGGUGAGAUGGUCCUCCUGGCAGAUAUGAUGAAAGGCAACAAAAGAGAUUUACCUGAUAACAUACAAGCUGCACCUGGAGUGAGUGUUAUGAUUAUUAGAAAUUUGGAUGUGAAGAUGGGCUUGUUAAUGGGACAUUUGGAACAAUCACGAACAUUGUGACAACCACACAGGAUGGACCAAAAACUGUGAAUCUCAUUGGACUUACGCUGGACAAUCAAAAUUCUGGGCAAAAAUUUCGCAGAAAAAUACAAGGAUCCUCAGACAACCUGGUAUAUAUUGAGAAAUGUGAAGAAUCUACAAGUAAAAAAGGAGUUCUUCGCAGGCAAUUUCCAAUGAAGUUGGCCUUUGCAUGUACAGCUCACAAAGUACAAGGCAUGACAAUGGAGUCAGCAGUAGUAUGUUUGAAGCGUGUUUUUGAACCUGGAAUGGCCUAUGUUGCACUCAGCCGCACAACCUCACUUAAAGGACUGUACAUCACAGACUUUGAUGAAAGGAAAAUCUAUGCUGAUCCUGCCAUCACAGAUGCACUCAAAAAUAUGAGACAUGCAUCAUUUGAGAAUGAGAGACCACUGUUGCAAUUCUUAAAAUCAGUUGUUCCCAUAGUCCCCACGUUGACAAUUAUCCAUCACAAUGCACAAGGUCUCCCAACUCACAUGGAGGACAUGAGAUGCCACCAUGAACUCAGCCUUGCUGAUGUUUUAUGCAUAACAGAAACUCACUUGUCUGGAUCAUCAGUUUCUCCCCGCUUCCAGCUGGAACAGUACAACAUGGCCACACACAACAGACACGUCUCUUACACAAACCAUACAGACAUGGCAAAGGUAAAUGGCGGUGGAGUUGCAAUGUACUACAAAACAGUUCUUACAGCAGAGUCUCGAAAAUACCUGCAAAAUGUGACUGAUCUUGAAUUUGUUGUUAUCAAGGUUGAAUCACCAGUCACAGCUUUGAUAGCAACUGUAUACAGGCCACCAAAUUACAGCCACAUGAGGUUUUUACCACAAAUGCAAUGUCUUUUGGACUCAUUGGAAAUGAUGAAUUGCCAACCAAUUAUUGUUUGUGGAGACUUCAAUGAGGACCUUAUGAGCAGAGGAAAAAAACCCAUCCAAGAACUGUUUCAGUCAAGAGGAUAUGCACAACUUAUUACUGCUGCAACCACAGAAAAACACACAUUGAUUGAUCACCUUUACAUAUCACAGCCAUACGCCUGCCUCCAAUCAGGUGUUCUGAAUACAUAUCACAGUUAUCACAACCCCAUUUAUUGUGUAAUUCACUAACACAAAAUGACUGCAAGGUUGUGAGGGAUAUGGACUUGCCAAGUGAUCUUAGUGUCUUUGCAACUGAGCACACUCUACCAGCAACACUGACAGCUCACCAGUGGGAGCUGAUAGAUAAGACUGCUCUCAUCCAUUGAAGAGCUGACCAGAAACAUGAACAGAAAGACUGCAACUGCACCUGAUGGGAUCCCUGCCAUAACAGAUGUGUUCUGUCCAGUGAAGGCAGUGGAGAAGCCCUACACUAAUCCUGAAACUGUGCCACGCUACUAGAAACCGGCUACAAGGAUGGGCAGCUGUUUUCGCAAAGUCAGCCAACCUCUUGCUUCCAAAUGACCCUUAUCCAGAAGUAUCCGUGAGUGCCUCAUCAACAGAAACUAAAGUGGAGACCUACCUCUCAGAGAAAAACGCACACAUAAGAAAAGCCGACCCACUUCAGUACUGGGAAGAACAUCCUAAUCUGUUUCCCUCUAUGGCUGCUGUUGCGA
Messenger RNA from Oreochromis niloticus (Nile tilapia), 2959 nucleotides. RefSeq lists its product as uncharacterized. The record is from RefSeq and is a predicted model, not a curated record. Lineage: Eukaryota; Metazoa; Chordata; Actinopteri; Cichliformes; Cichlidae. Bases 1533 to 2474 code for a protein of 313 amino acids. The transcript has 3 exons. Gene Ontology annotation, molecular function: catalytic activity.